UUAAAGUGCAAUUAAAGCUUUUAAGAAGCAAUUUACCCGUAAAUACUUUGCUAAAUAGUGAAAAAUUUUGUAGCAAAACCAGUUGAAAAGUGCAGGAAAUUGGGGCUCAUUACCCGUUCUCCUAUUUUCUUUGCGCUGCUUGGACUGGGCGCUGUAGCAAUACGUAUUUAAUUUCCACUGUGUUGCUGUGAGAGCAUUUGAAGCAUACAAUCAAGUGCGUAUCAGCCGCCUACCAGACAGCAGAGUGAGCGUGCGAUCUCGCCUGCCACACAGGCCCCAAACAGCCAGCACACAGGGCCGAGUGCAUUUAAUUGCCAUUUAGAUUGCCUUGCUAGCUGUAGUCGAACGCGAAAAAGUUUGCUGUGCUCUUGUGGAUAUGACUUUGCCGGAAAAUAUGUGUCAAUUCGCAUUCAUAAAUAGCCGCAUUCAAAAGCAGUGCUGGCAAAAGGUUUAACAGCCGCCUUAGCUGCCGCAUAUUAAUUAUUAUAAACAUAAAUAUAUGAAGUGGAAAUUUAAGCGCAACAAUUAACUAACUACAUACUUGGCUUUACAGUAAUAGAUAUUUUGUGUGCCAGAAAUAAUAAGCAAUUAAAACCACUAGGAGUGCAACAACAGCGCAGACCAGCGCAAAAUUCAUACAAAUAACAAUAAUUAUAAUUAUUACAAUGCAAAAGCAACUGCAAAAAUGUACAACUAAAAGCGUAUUCGCCGUUCAAACGCUAAUUAGCUGCGGCACGUUAUGCCUGCUGCCUCUGCUGGUGCUAGUGCUGCCGCAUGCCGUGCACGCUUGGAUGCCCGAUGUGCGCCCAGAUUUGCAGCCGAAGCAAGAUAAAAUCAUUGCCAAGUUCCUGGGCAACAGCACGGAUUACUUUAAAAUAUUGGCCUAUGACGAUGCUACCAUACUUGUGGGCGCUAAAGAUAUUAUGUACAACAUAAGCUUGGAUGGUUUACGAGAAAUCAGCCGGUUGGAAUGGUUCUCUUCUGAUGCUGAUCGCGAACUAUGUGCACUGAAGGGUAAACGUGAGACUGAUUGCCACAACUACAUACGCGUUUUUGCACGCCUCGAUGAUGCGCAGCUCUUGUUGUGUGGCACCAAUUCGUACAAGCCGCGCUGUCGCCACUAUGCGCCCGCCACAAGUGAACUGAGCGCAGCCGCUGGUUCCGGCCAACGAUAUGAGAUUGUACGCGAUGUCGAAGCGCAAGGGCUUUGCCCAUAUAGUCCGGCACACAAUAGCACCUACGCCUUUGCGGAGGGACAACUUUAUAGCGCCACAGUGGCUGACUUCUCGGGCAGUGAUCCAUUGAUUUAUCGCGAGAAUUUGCGCACCGAGCAGUAUGAUUUGAAACAGUUGAAUCAGCCUGAUUUCGUGGGUGCUCUGGAGCGUGAUCGUUAUAUAAUGUUCUUCUUCCGUGAAAUUUCAAUGGAGUUCAUGAAUUUCGGCAAGACAAUCUACUCACGAGUUGCACGCGUUUGUAAGAACGAUCGCGGCGGUCCCUACACACUCUCCAAGAGUUGGACAUCAUUUUUGAAAGCACGUCUAAAUUGCUCAGUACCUGGAGAAUUUCCUUUUUACUUUGAUGAAAUUCAGGCUAUUUCUCCUAUAGUUGAAAGCGGCGUCAAUUCACUCAUCUACGCUGUUUUCACAACAUCCGUAAAUGCUAUACCCGGCUCCGCAGUAUGCGCUUUCAAUGUGAACGAUAUCUUGGAUGCUUUUGAGGGCACCUUCAAGUCACAAAAGGACAGCCAAUCACAAUGGCUACCCAUACAAGAAGAACAAGUGCCUGAACCGCGUCCGGGCAAGUGCGUUGAAGAUUCGCGAAUGCUAUCCAGUAUUGCAGUGAAUUUUGCUAAAAAUCACCCUCUAAUGGAAACUGCUGUACCCGCUGUCUAUAGUCGCCCAUUGCUCACCAAAGUCAACCUGCAUCACCGACUCACCACAAUAGCAAUCGAUGCACACAUUAUGGCGCUCAAUGGCGAAUUCUAUGAUGUGAUCUAUUCCGGCACAGAUGAUGGUCGCAUAACGAAAUUCAUUAAUAUACCCACACCGAGUCAGGCAGGAGGCUCCAGCGCUGGAGUUGACAAAUUGAAAACCGUAUUGAUAUCAGAAAUGCAAGUUUUGCCACAGGGAUUGGCAGUGCGGGAGCUGCUUGUAUUUUCGAAAACCAAUCGUCUAUUGGUGGUUAGCGAUGGCAGUUUGGUUACUGUGCCACUACAUCAUUGCGCCCACAUCGUUGACUGUCUCGGCUGUUUGAGUCUACAGGAUCCGAACUGUGCUUGGGAUCAGCAGAAUCAUGAGUGCAAGAGACUUGUUGCAAAGAAUAUCAAAUUCGGCACCAAAGCGUUUCUCCAGAGCCUGAAUACUACUAAGAAAGCGGCAGCUUCUUUAUGCCCAAAAUAUACUCGUGGCACACUCAUGGCUGAUGGUCCGAAUAUUGCAGGUGGUGUGAUUGCAAGCGCAGGCAUUGAUUUAGUAACGGCACAGCAGCCACAAGCGGAUGAGGAAAUGAGUAAGAAGUUCCAUUAUACCAAAGUUGGAGUGAGUACAGGUAAUAGCGUUCCGUCUGAUGGUGGUGCUGCGGCGGUAGCCGAAAGUAGUGUUACUACAUUAGAAGUACCCAUUGGCAGUGGUGGCGAUUUGGAUGCUAGCACAGGCGCAGGCAAUGAUUAUUUGUUGAACAGCUUCAGCGAUGAGAAUAAAAUAACGCUGCAUUCGGUGGACCCCGAUGAACUGAUGAAUACGUUGAGUGAUCCUUUACAAUCUCAAGCCAGCUUAAAUGAGAAGAAACUCAAGGUAGCCGGCAAAAGUUUAUAUUGGGCGCUCGCUCUCAUCGCCUUCGUUGUGGGCAUUAUCGUUGGUCAUUACACCUCAAAGCGCAUUUGUAAAACCGCAUCGCUGCACGCAAGCCAUCGCAAUCAAUUCACCUCGAAUUCACAAUUCGGCGUAAAGCAUCACAAUACCGGCAAAGAUAUUAAUCUACUAAUGAAUCCGAACCAUUUUUGCAGUCAGAAAAAACCCAAUCUCGACUUAGAGAAGGAUCGCAGUCAUGAAUGCAAAAAUUCAACAGAGAAUCUAGAAAAAGAAAUACCCUGCAAGACGUCCACGUUAACGAAGGUUAAACGCACAUAUAUAUAAUGUAUAGUUUACUUGCAAUGCAUUGCAAAGCAUUGCGUUGCAUUUAUAAAAAAAUAACUAGUGGAAUUUUUUUAUAGGUUAGUUAUGUUUAAUAACUUUUUUAUUUUUUAAGCAAAUUUUGUUGAAAGCAUGCGCAUAUAUGCAGUAUGUAUGUGUGAAAAGUGAAGUGUCAAGCGCUGAAAGUGUUGCAAGAAUGUGUGUGUGUGUGAGCUUUUUUUAGUUUAGGCAAAAUUACAAUAAAACGAAAGAGGUUUAUGCAUAACAGGAAUAUACUAUUGGUGUAUGUAAACUUGAGCCGUCUAAAUGCAUGCAGACAUGAGCUAUGCCCAGCAGGAGGAGGAGUAGAUAUGCCUGAUAUGUGCAAGUGCGGUAUGAACGAGCUCACUUCACUUUAAAUGAAAAUGAGUGAUUUUUAUAAGCGUAUGGCGCCUUUUAAUUAGCGCCUGCAAGCCGCCUUACAGCGUACGUAUUCACUACCUCCCCGCUGAGCGCAUAGCUGCUGCUUUUGCGAGUCUUAAUUUUAAAAAAUUUUCUUAGUCGCUUAGUUUAUAUAUAAGUUUAGUUAGUUAAUGUGGAUUUAGCAAGCGGUAAGCCGCUUUUUUACUUUACAAGAAAAUAUAACAACUAAGUACAAAUGUAAUUGCAAGUCAGUAGUGAGACCGCGUUAGCAUGUAUUUUGCUAAGAGAAAAAUGUAAUAAAUACUUUAAAUGUAUACUAACGCAAGCGAAUUUAGCGGGACGCUUAACGUCGGUGGAUUUGUAGAAAAAUUCCCACAACUGCGGUAAAUUACCACAAUCGCGUUCCUGUGAAUAUCAGCUAACUGCGCUUAACAUUUUUCUCUAACCGCAAAAGCAUUUCCGGCUGCGCCCUCUACGCCUGC
Molecule: messenger RNA, 4015 nt
Organism: Rhagoletis zephyria (snowberry fruit fly)
Lineage: Eukaryota; Metazoa; Arthropoda; Insecta; Diptera; Tephritidae
Gene: Sema1b
Product: Semaphorin 1b
Biological process (GO): neural crest cell migration; positive regulation of cell migration; negative chemotaxis
Cellular component (GO): plasma membrane
Molecular function (GO): semaphorin receptor binding; chemorepellent activity
Source: RefSeq, a predicted model, not a curated record